This is a messenger RNA of Acaulospora morrowiae, 623 nucleotides long. NCBI's taxonomy places the organism in Eukaryota, Fungi, Glomeromycota, Glomeromycetes, Diversisporales, Acaulosporaceae. The record is from the annotation of a GenBank genome assembly.
CUCGUGGGAUUUUGAUAAAGCAAGGGGCCACCUUAUGGUCAUUCAGCGACAAGAUGAAACGGAUGAAGUUUAUUGACAAGGAAUCGUUGUGGCAAAUAAUCCUAAGAGAUACCUCUAAAUCCUCAUCAUUGGUACAAGAAGUAUUAUUUUAUAAGAUGUAUAACUGGAAUACUCACGAACUCGAUGUUAUGGGCGAAACGGAUAUCAUUGUAAACACGAGAGAUGUGUGUUGUCCUGAUGCUUGUAUUCAACCGCAACAACGCCGACAACCUCCACAAAGGCAGGCAGUCAGUGCAAGGGCUAACUCAACUAUGGUCAUAGAAAUUGGUGGCACAGAGAGCUUAAACAGUUUGCAUGAACUGGCAACAGGAUAUUUUUCUCCACGCACCAAUAUUCAAAUAUCGCACAUUUGCAUUGCCCAAGCAAAUCCGACUGUACCUUAUAUCGCAAAGUCCUUUGGGACUGCAAAUCUCCAUAUCUCCACAACAAGGUUUCCUUUUAAUAUUCCGAAUUUUCCGGCUAACAAUAUUACUGGCGUUGGAUGUGGACAAGUUGCUUGCGAUGGUUCUACUGUAAUUUGCCAGACUCUCAACUCGCUAUUACUACCGACUUACUUUUUUUGA